AUGGGAGCAAACAAGGACAACUUCCAACCGCUCCCGGGCCCGACCUCCCUUCAGCCGCGAGGCUGCCUCGCAUCUCGAUUGCCGCCCAAAGCUGCUGGAUUCGAAGUCGUCCCGGAUGCAGACGGUUUCAAGCUGUGGAGGCCCGAUGUGUCCUGUCUUCGAACGUUUCCGAUACGUUGCGCCUGUGUUGAUGAGGAUCUGGUAGCUGUGGCCAGAGGGCAGCUCUUGCGGCAGGGAGCGGUGGUUCCGCACAGCAGACGUGUGGCGAAUUCUUCUGUUGGACGCUCGGGCUGUUCCGCGCGCUCAUAUCACGCACCGCCCAAUCUCUUCACCUGUCUCAUUGCAGUGCUCACAAUCUUGGGCCUUGGCAGGCUAAAACGGUACGAUGGAGUGGCGGAAUCGAAUUGGACCGGGUAUUUCUGGCCUCGACGGAUCGCAUCUUCUGAGAGCAGAGCUCGCUGUUCAUGGACAUGGCAAAUAUUGCAUACCAUAGGGAUCGAUGUGUGGCAUAAGGGGAACAACAAGAGAACUGCCGAGAACGCCAGAAGAAUAGGAGAAAAACUGCAAAUCGAUAGUACAGCAUGGAAGACAGCAAAGCGAUAUUACAGCAUGCAAGACAGCAAAGCGAUAGUACAGCAUGGACGACAGCGAUGCAAUGGAGAAGAUAGGGUCUUGAGGGUGUCAUUCGGAACGCGCCAGAAAUGGAACGGGGACAUGCUCACACUAGACAUUGCGCACGGGCUUUGGAUUGGGGGCUUGAGUCAUCCGAAUCUUGAGAAACCACGAGCAGGCCUGCGCCUGCUGGUUACCGGGCCCAUCUCUGCACUUGGCGAGGACCAGGAGCGCGGUGAUCAAGAUCGCCAGCAGGACUGCGGGCGGUCAGCAACAGGCGCCCGUGCUGAGCAGUCAGGAUGGGCGACACGAACACAAUCCGAAAAGAAUUCCGAUGAAAGUGUGCAGGGACAGCCCGCCAAUGUCAUCGUCACCGUCGAGCAGGGUUGGCACUUGGGACGCGGAGGUGGGCUGCAUAGGCGGGCUCAGCUCAGCCGGCACAGUAAAUGACAUGGAGAUGGCGUACCGACGCCUGCGCGACUGUUUCUGCGAACGCGCUCAGGCUGCGUGUUGCGCUCUCUGUCUGGCUCGGGUACGAGACUGCAAGGGCGGCCAUGUUUAGAAGGGUGCUGAGGGUCAGAAAUACAGAUAGUCUCGAAGACAUGAUGACAAAACGUGCAGGGAGGAAGAUAUAGGGAAAUUGGGCUGGGCAUGGCGAAUGCUUAUAUGCACUAAGUGCCAAGUACUCGGGCAUACAUGCUAUCCUUGGGCGCUUGUCGAGAUUGAGUCACUGACGAAUCGACCCCAGAUUAAAGAGCUAUAAGGACCACAAGCUGUUGAAAGUCUGCACCAGAAAUGAAAAAGAAUUGCUGUAGACCACGCGAUCUGCACCGGGCAAGAUAUUCUGGUCGAAAUCGGCGAGGAAGGAGUAGGACAGGACCUCUAGAUGGUGGGGCCAAGUGUUGAUCUCGUUGAAGCGGACAGCUCACAGGUCGGUUCGGUGCUCAAGAACCUGAUUGCGCAUGUCCUGAGUACAUCGAGUGCGAUGUCUACUUCGGGAAGACCCAUUUCCGCACACCGUAUGAUCCGAUCAUGGAUCCGCUCGUACCUCCACCACCCACCGGGGACCCCUUUGCUCCACUGCCACAGAAGAGCCGCAACGUGCAUACUUGCCGCAAUGUCGGUACCGCCUUUAAUGAAUCUCCAUCCGGUGGCCGCAUGAGCCUCGAGAGUCUCCGAGACCACAGCGCAAACUCUCAUCAUCGGUCGCUGGAUCUUACGCGCAUCCUCGAAGGCCCACAGCCAGCUCCCGACCACACUCAGUUCAUACGGCACCUCGUAUGAAUUCGGAAAGAGGACUCUCGACAACCACGCUCCUCAACGUGCGACACCCCUCGAAGCGCGACUGGCUGACUUGCGUCUUGUCCUUAUCGCCGCACCUGGCCGACAACAGGCAUUCUCCGCACUUAUGACAGGGCUCUCCAUCCAAUAUAGACGCUCGUCUCUGACCAGGCCUUCGGUCUGAAGAGCGACUGUGGGCGUGGUCUGGCGCAUCGAUUGGCAUGCAGGAUCGCGCGGCAUCACAUGGGCGAUGCUGUUGCUGCUGGGAGGGCAGGGAUGCGACCACGGCCAACCUGGCUUUUGUUGCGCGCCAGCGUUGCUCGACACAUAAAUUAUUGAAAAAGCAUGGGCCCGGCUCGACGUAGCUUGGUUGUCAGUGCCGAGCAGCCUGUAUCAUUCCGCCGUUGGAUGUGCAGGGCAAUGCGAGAUGAUGGCCGGAGGGUAUCGGUGCGCGCGUUCGCCUGCUGGAUCGUGCGCGGGGACUGGCAGCACAAGGGGUUCGACGUGCUUGGGACGUGGGUUCGCACCGAAUGCCAUACACGCGGCGGUGACCGACACAAACAAGACUGGGCUGGGGGUAUCCGUCAUCAGCAGGGUGGGAAGGAGGACCGGACGCACGAAGCGCUGCUGCCAUCCGGAGUGCCGUUUCUCUCGACAGGCCGUCGGACGUGCUGGACGUUGCCGCUGCGUUGGGGCUUGGGGUCGCGGAUGGUCGACUUGUAGGAAGCGCGACGUCCAGGAUCGCCGUCUGCAGUGUCUCGUUGAAUGCCGCAAGCGAUGAACUGCCGACUGUGGCCGUGGAGUAGGCAGCGUCGAUUGUUACAAUGCUCGAGAUCGAUGUCGUAGGAGCAGCGAGGACCGAAAGGGUGGCCCAAUGCAAAGCAGAUGCAAGCAUCAUCCAAAAGUUAGGGAUAAAAAGAGCCACCGUCAUGAUCUCGCUCUGAAUACGCGUGUAAGCAGAGACAGGUAGUCCGGGGAGAUUUCAGACACUGAUUGGUGGUGGGUCGAUCGUAUUUGAAGUGCUCUAGACUACACAGCCUUCACCUCUUUCCAAAGAAAUGAAAGCUUG
Molecule: messenger RNA, 2962 nt
Organism: Mycena citricolor
Lineage: Eukaryota; Fungi; Basidiomycota; Agaricomycetes; Agaricales; Mycenaceae
Source: the annotation of a GenBank genome assembly